Messenger RNA from Caenorhabditis remanei, 1104 nucleotides. RefSeq lists its product as uncharacterized. The coding region runs from base 1 to 1104 and encodes 367 amino acids. The record is from RefSeq and is a predicted model, not a curated record. The transcript has 6 exons. NCBI's taxonomy places the organism in Eukaryota, Metazoa, Nematoda, Chromadorea, Rhabditida, Rhabditidae. Gene Ontology annotation, cellular component: membrane. Gene Ontology annotation, biological process: sensory perception of chemical stimulus.
AUGAUUUUCCUGGUAAACUCUACCUAUCACUUAUGGGUUCCUAUUUAUAUAUUCAAUGGCGGAGAAUACAAGUCACCUGUUAUGGUUACUCUAAUAAUUUUUGAGUUUCUGAUAUCCGUAUUCUGUGUUUUGUACACUCUGAAACUGUGCGAAUUGAUUUGGAAGAUCCGAGUUUUCCAUGUGAACAUGAGCAUUUUGGCUGUCGCAUAUCUGAUUCAAUACAUUGAAUGUUUUGUUGGAAAAUGGUUGAUGAUGGGCCAUCAAACGGGUUUGAUCGGAGUGGAAGGUGUCCCAUCUAACAGAACUUACAUGAAUUGGUGGACCAGUGAUCAAUUUUCCAUUCCAAGAGUUCAAAAUCCAUCUGAACUGCUUCCCCUUCUCAUCGGCGGGUGUCUCAUCUGGCACUAUCUAUUUUCAAUGAUCGGUUUCAUUUUCUCAUUUUGUGCCGAACGAGCAAUAGCCACUCUGCUAUCAGGAGAUUAUGAAAAGCAUCAACGAAGAUACAUUUCGUCAACAAUUCUGAUCAUUUCUCAUGUGAUAACUAUCUAUUUGAGUUAUCAAACUUUCACAGAGAAAGUUGAAUUUGUGCCAACAGUGAUGGGUUGUAUGAUAUGUGUAUCUACGUCUUGUGUGACGUUUGUAAUAAUAAUGAUCGUGAAUCUCAAGAUAAAUAAACUUCAGUCCAGUUCAGGAGGUUUGAUAUUCUAUACUCUGGCAUUUCGGUUUCAAGUCAAAGAAAAUAUCAGGGCAUUGAAGUUAGCAUACCGGGUUUUAGUUUGUAUUGGAGUGUAUAUAUUUGUAUUAUGUAUAGUUCUAUUCACACUGUUCUUCGAUGUAUUUCCGUCGCUCAAUCAGUUUCUGAUAUUUCUUCUCGAGAAUUGCAUUUACUUAAACCCUCUUGUCAUCUGUUCCGUCGUCUUCUAUUCCAUCGAACCAUGGCAGAAAGCCCUUAUCCGCGAGUGCCCUAUUUUCAAGUCACGUGUCUUCGUCUGCAUCUUUUCCAGCUCAAAACUUGGAGCAGUCAGCUCAAAAUCUUCGUUUGGUUAUCAGCAAACGACUGAUCUAUACUUCACACAACUUCAAACAUCUUGGCUCAAAAAAUGA